GCACGCCGUCGGGCACUCGGGGGCAUCGCGUGCUGCCUGCCUAUCCGCAACAGAACACGAGAGAGGGGCACGAGCAUCGACCAUGGUGGCGAUCCCGGUGCUGAAGCUCUUUUCUAUGACGGUGAAGACCCUAGCGAAACCAAUGGCCAGGAAGAUCAGAACGGAGGCCCAAAGGCAUCCUAGAUUCCGAGGCGUGCUCAACAGCAUGGGUCAAGCCACCAACAGAAUUUCCGCCAGAAUAUCCAUCCGACUGGCGGGCCACACCACAACCAAGAUCAAGCCUUUAGAGGAGGACAAAGCAAUUGCGGACGGGGGAAACAUGCUGGCUGAGGGCUUCAUCUACGGGCUUGGCACCUCCUUGAUGGUGUUCGAGUACAUGUCUAACGCCAAGGACAAGGAGGCGAAGGAAGCGAUAUCCAAGCUGAAGAAGGAAGAGGAGAAGCGAGAGAUUGCCCAAGCUCUAGAGGAUAUCAACCGACGACUCGCCCGGCUAGAGGCUUUGGACCGAACAGGCAAUAGAACGCACGAAGUAGAUGAUGGUGCAGACCAAAGAAAGUGGCCGCUGGGGCUUGCUUUUCAAGCACCGUCGCGAAAAACCUGUGUGGGUGACUCAACGCCCAGAGAAAGUAGACACCCUCCUGACCAAGGUGGAGGGGACGCUUCCACGGUAGGGGGCGGGGCUGGCAGCAGGAAUGAGCAUCAAGGUUCCCGGAGUGGCGGUAGCGGCAUGCGUGGCAGCGGCGGCGACACUGACGAGGCAAACGGAGAGCGCAAUGACUACCUAUGGCGGCAAGAGGACGAGGAAGAUGGCGAGGGUGAACGAGGAACUCGCGGUGUUAGCCCUUGGGAGAUGCUGCUGCCGACGUUCUAGAUAUCCACGGCGUGAAGUCGGUGCCGAUGGAAUAACCGACGCCUUUGCUGUUCUGACGAGUAAUGAUUGUUCUUGCCUGAUACAACGCUGCUUUCCCUACUCUUCCAGGGGCAUGUGUUGUGAGGGCAUUCACAGCCAGUCGUCGCUGCUGCGAGCGCACUCGGAACACACCCGUGUAUUUCUCAAUGAUUUCAAUGCGUGGGCUUAGAAAAACAGGUGUAGGCCGGAUGCAUGAUCUGCCCUUCCUAGGACUCACACCGGAGCAUCCGUAACGAAGGGAAGACGCGGAUUGAUAUCCAACGCUUUGUGACGUUCGCAUCUUCAAGAGUGCCCAUCAUUUUUCCGUGUAAUGAACGCAAUACUUGCACUAAAAUACCAAGCCCGGCGGAAGAACUUGUACGAAGCCUGAGUGUCGUGAUCGUUGUAGAGGUGCCCGUCCUCGCGAAAAAUACACACACUUGCGCGGAGCGACAUUCACCGCAGCUUGACCGUGUUGCUUGACAACGCGGUCGCCGAGUGCUGUCCGAGCAACACCAAAAGACGCAUCGAAAUUCCACCCAACAAGUGCCAGCGAAACAUCAAAAUACCAUCCAACAAGCCCGUGGCUGCGCAAUGGCAAAGCUCUUCUACACAUGUGGACCCUACUCCCCCAACUCUAAAAAAAUGCCGUGCACAUGCCGCUGUAAGAACACCCGCCUCUCCGUCUACACGCGUCUAUCAAUUCAUACGGGCGAGAGAUCAUCACCCGCAACCCUUACCGUCUACCCAGGUACAACUCCCUUGUGGAAUGUCUACUUGCUAUCAAAGUUACCCCCCUCCCUCGUCAAACUUGCCGAUGGGCUAGUUUACUUUCCAAUAAUGCUGGAACACCCCGUCCCAGUUCCCUACUUGCUCUACUUCCUUUUGUCCUCGGCGUUGUUCUUGGAAACCCACGCAUUACCAGGCGGGACUGAACAUUAAGCUACACAUUGCCGAAGACGCAAGUUCAGAAAGGAUAUCCAUGACCUCAGCCUUAAGAGUGGCGUCUCCAACGGCAUCAAGAACCGUCCGAAGAGCGAUGUCGGUAACACUUCAUGAACGUGUCAAGAGAGUAAUCCACCAAGCUGGUGGCGGCACCAAUGCUUCACUCCGAACACCCGGGCUGGAAACGACGACAAAACGGGGGG
Molecule: messenger RNA, 2037 nt
Organism: Ectocarpus sp. CCAP 1310/34
Lineage: Eukaryota; Phaeophyceae; Ectocarpales; Ectocarpaceae
Source: the annotation of a GenBank genome assembly